This is a messenger RNA of Strigops habroptila (Kakapo), 3484 nucleotides long. RefSeq lists its product as uncharacterized. Lineage: Eukaryota; Metazoa; Chordata; Aves; Psittaciformes; Psittacidae. The transcript has 7 exons. Bases 1 to 1527 code for a protein of 508 amino acids. The record is from RefSeq and is a predicted model, not a curated record.
AUGGUGCCCCUCAAUCGGAGAGAAGGAGCCUCCGAGGGCCUUGGGGACCUGGGCCGCCCUGUAAGUCAGGUGCUGGCCAGGAGUCCCGGGCGCUUUGCAGUGCAGGCCGUGGCUGAAGCCCCCCUCACAGGAACGAGCCCUCCCUCGCCCUUUAGAGGGUGCAGGUUGAGGAAGUGCUGUGCCGGAGGGCGCAGGCCCACCUCUGGCUGGGGUGACCUCCCCCUGGUUGGGGUCGAGGUUGCUCGCUGGGCUCCUGAAGAAGUACAUGGCGAUGAUGAUGAUGAUGAUGGUGCUGCUGCUGAUAAUGCUGAUGAUGGUGGUGUUGUGGUACAGCCAGGAGGCCCGCCCAUAACUUGGGCGCAGGUCGGAGCCUUGGGCUCCUUGGGCCUUGUUGGGAAUCUCCGGCCCCGGCCUUUCAGAGGCUCGGGGCUGGGGCCGCCGGCCCCCCGGCCUUUGGCCGUGAAGCUCCACUACCUGGCUGUUGAGUCUCGUUCCUGUUGCUGUGAGGGGACAGCCGAGCUCUCUGGCUCCCUGGGUGUCGACCUGCCUGUAAUCAGGGUCCGGGUCUGGGAGCCUUUGCGCUCCCUCCGCUGGCAGCCUGUGUGGGGUGACCGCCCCGCUAGUGGGGUGCGGGUCAUGGUGCCCCUCAAUCGGAGAGAAGGAGCCUCCGAGGGCCUUGGGGACCUGGGCCGCCCUGUAAGUCAGGUGCUGGCCAGGAGUCCCGGGCGCUUUGCAGUGCAGGCCAUGGCUGAAGCCCCCCUCACAGGAACGAGCCCUCCCUCGCCCUUUAGAGGGUGCAGGUUGAGGAAGUGCUGUGCCGGAGGGCGCAGGCCCACCUCUGGCUGGGGUGACCUCCCCCUGGUUGGGGUCGAGGUUGCUCGCUGGGCUCCUGAAGAAGUACAUGGCGAUGAUGAUGAUGAUGAUGAUGGUGCUGCUGCUGAUAAUGCUGAUGAUGGUGGUGUUGUGGUACAGCCAGGAGGCCCGCCCAUAACUUGGGCGCAGGUCGGAGCCUUGGGCUCCUUGGGCCUUGUUGGGAAUCUCCGGCCCCGGCCUUUCAGAGGCUCGGGGCUGGGGCCGCCGGCCCCCCGGCCUUUGGCCGUGAAGCUCCACUACCUGGCUGUUGAGUCUCGUUCCUGUUGCUGUGAGGGGACAGCCGAGCUCUCUGGCUCCCUGGGUGUCGACCUGCCUGUAAUCAGGGUCCGGGUCUGGGAGCCUUUGCGCUCCCUCCGCUGGCAGCCUGUGUGGGGUGACCGCCCCGCUAGUGGGGUGCGGGUCAUGGUGCCCCUCAAUCGGAGAGAAGGAGCCUCCGAGGGCCUUGGGGACCUGGGCCGCCCUGUAAGUCAGGUGCUGGCCAGGAGUCCCGGGCGCUUUGCAGUGCAGGCCGUGGCUGAAGCCCCCGUGAGCAGGGGUGCUCAGCCUCCUCUUUGGCCGUUGCUUUGCAUGCCCAGCCAAUUUGCCCAGGGUGCCCGCCUGCGAGCCCUGCUCCAGCCCCGGCCAGAACUCUGCUGUGCGUCGCUCUGCAGCUGAUGGACAACAGAAAAGAGGCGGCGUGUGGAACGGGGAGGCAAGGAGCGGCGUCGGGCUGAAGAGGGGGCACGGGAAAGGCACCCUGGGCAAAGGGACCUCCCUGUGGGCACAGGGCGAGGUCAUGUAAGAGCAUGGUGGGCACCUUUAGGGUGCCCUGGUGGGGUUUUUGUGCUGGGCGACCUCCCUGUAAGCAGGGCUCGGGUCUUUGCUCCUGUUGGUUUUGGCCUUUGGCCGUCUUGCUCCUUUGGCUGCCCGGAGAGCGUGGCGACCCUGUAAGGAGGGUGAGAGCCAGCGCCUCCGCACCCGAGGGGGAAAUGGAGCUCUCUGGACCCCCAGGCCACCCUGUAAACAGGGGAGGGCCGUUUCCCCGUCCCGCUCCUCUGCCCCGGCGGCUUUCUGCCUGCUGGCGGCCUGCCCAGCAUGACCCCCUGGUGUCAGGGUGUGUCGCAGCAUUUUCCCCUUGGCGUGUUGAGGCUCUCUGGCUUCCACGCAGCCCAGGGGCUGCUCUGAGGCUCUCCUGUCUUGCUCGUGAGUAGGGUGACUCCCCUGACAUUGGCUGCAUGGAGUCCGUCUCCUUUUUGGGAUGUUCUGUUUUGUGUUUGUCUGUCCUUGUCAGUGUGAGUGAGCGAGCGAGUGAGCUUGUCCUUUAGGCCACUGUUAAAAUCACUGCAGUUUAGCUUAAACCUCCCAGGAGGGAGAGCAGGUCUCUGUGCAGUAACAGGGGGGUCUCCUCUGAGUCCGCGAGCGGAGGGAAGGUCUGGGCUUGCCCCUUCUUUCGAAGGAUAGCGCCAAGCCGCUUAGUCGUGGUGCGGGCAACGCGACCUGCCUGUAGUCAGGACCUGGGUCUCUGCCUGCGUGGCUGCCUGUCCUGCUGGUGACCUGCCAGCGUGACCCCCUGUUGUCAGGGCGUGUCGCAGCACUUGCUCCUUGGCGUGUUGAGGCUCUCUGGCUUCCACGCACAGUCACAGUGCAUGGAGCCCAGUGUUCCCAGGAGCAGCCCCAGCUUGCUUUAAGCAGGGCUUGGGAGGCUGCUUUAGCAGCUCACAGGAACGAGCCCUCCCUCGCCCUUUAGAGGGUGCAGGUUGAGGAAGUGCUGUGCCGGAGGGCGCAGGCCCACCUCUGGCUGGGGUGACCUCCCCCUGGUUGGGGUCGAGGUUGCUCGCUGGGCUCCUGAAGAAGUAUGUGGCAAUAAUGCUGAUGCUGCUGCUGAUAAUGCUGAUGAUGGUGGUGUUGUGGUACAGCCAGGAGGCCUGCCCAUAACUUGGGCGCAGGUCGGAGCCUUGAGCUUCUUGGGCCUUGUUGGGAAUCUCCGGCCCCGGCCUUUCAGAGGCAUGGGGCCGGGAGGUGUGGGGCCGUGCGUGUGCCCCCCUUGUGCUCGGGGCUGGGGCCGCCGUCCCCCCGGCCUUUGGCCGUGAAGCUCCACUACCUGGCUGUUGAGUCUCGUUCCUGUUGCUGUGAGGGGACAGCCGAGCUCUCUGGCUCCCUGGGUGUCGACCUGCCUGUAAUCAGGGUCCGGGUCUGGGAGCCUUUGCGCUCCCUCCGCUGGCAGCCUGUGUGGGGUGACCGCCCCGCUAGUGGGGUGCGGGUCAUGGUGCCCCUCAAUCGGAGAGAAGGAGCCUCCGAGGGCCUUGGGGACCUGGGCCGCCCUGUAAGUCAGGUGCUGGCCAGGAGUCCCGGGCGCUUUGCAGUGCAGGCCGUGGCUGAAGCCCCCGUGAGCAGGGGUGCUCAGCCUCCUCUUUGGCCGUUGCUUUGCAUGCCCAGCCAAUUUGCCCAGGGUGCCCGCCUGCGAGCCCUGCUCCAGCCCCGGCCAGAACUCUGCUGCGCGUCGCUCUGGUCCUGAGACGAAAAUGAGCUCUAUUGAACUCCUUUUCUAGUGUCUCUUUCAGUAUUCUAGUGUUGUUUUGUCCUUUCUGAUACAUUCUUUGCUCAAUAAAAUAUUUUUUCCGUGUCUGUUUUA